AUGGGUGGAAAGACUGGAGGACAAGACCAAGCCUCCAGCGUCGCCCUGACAAUUGGAGUUUCUUCGAUUCAGCGUUGCAAUAUAAACUAUGCUGCAGUYAUUUUCGAUGACCUGGUGCAAAAACUGAACAAGCGUCAGCAAGAAAAGGUGCUUCUAUCUUCUCACUCUCCAUCUCUUGAAGGUCCUUCUUUAGCGCCUCAACGUUUGGACGAAGAAGAAGACGAGGACGAAGAAGAAAAGGAGUAUGAAGAAGAGGACUACAAAGAAGAUGACGAAGAUUAUGACAUGGCCUCUGAUGUCAAGCUUCUCCUUCCAGCCGUAGAUACCGUCUUCUGCAAGAUGAGGGAUGAUGAUCUUCCCAUCAUCUCUACACUUGUUGCUGGUGAUGAUGAUGAUGAAGAUGAUGAUGAUGACGAACCUGACCUUCCAGACUCCGGCAGUGACCUCGAUGGUGAUGAUGACGAUGAUGAUGAAGAUGACUUCACCAUUCAGUAUCAACGACCAACAAUUGCCAUCAAAGGAGUCGCCCUUAGGGAUUCUGCAUCCCAAGGGAAGCAAAGGGAAGAAGUGUCCGCCUCGUCAAAGAACUAG
This is a messenger RNA of Cynara cardunculus var. scolymus (artichoke), 591 nucleotides long. RefSeq names its product glutamic acid-rich protein-like. The transcript is spliced from 3 exons. Lineage: Eukaryota; Viridiplantae; Streptophyta; Magnoliopsida; Asterales; Asteraceae. The record is from RefSeq and is a predicted model, not a curated record. The coding region runs from base 1 to 591 and encodes 196 amino acids.